UAAAGUGGAUAUCUUUCGGUUCUGGUCGUUUUGUUAGAUAUUUUCCGCCCCGCAAUACUGUUGUAAACAGUCAAAGAAAUUAUGGCUGUAAUAGAUAGUAUCUCACUUGCAAGCAAGUUCAGGGGAUGCUUAGUUGGUUGUUUAUUGGGGGACUGCCUUGGUGCUCCAUAUGAAGGGGAUUAUGGCAUUUCUAAAAGUGUACUACAGAAAUACUUCGAAAAGUUGGAAGGCCCAUAUUUUAAAUCACCUGUGAAGCAAUAUACAGACGAUGCGGCAAUGACAAAAUGUCUUGCAGAAUCCUUGAUAGCUCAAGAAAAAUUUGAUGCACUUGAUAUUGCUAAACGAUUUGUGAAGGAAUAUUUCAACAAUCCAAGACAUGGAUAUGGACAGCAAGUUGUUGACAUUUUCCAUAAAUUGCGAGCACAGAAGUUUGAGGACCCCUUUGGUCCUGCAAAAGAGCAGUUUGAUGGAUCAGGCUCAUAUGGAAAUGGGGGUGCCAUGAGAGUGUCUCCACUAGCCCUCUUUUGUUAUUCCAACUAUGAGGAACUUGUAAAUUUGGUCAGACGGUCUGCAGAACUAACCCACACACAUAAGCAGGGUUAUGAUGGCACAAUCCUGCAGGCCAUUGCAGUCCAUCAGAGUCUUCACUUAGACCCAAAGGAAACACUGGAUGUUCACAACUUUUCAACUCAGCUAAUACAAAAGAUGUCUCAAAUUGAGAAAGACUGUGAAGGCUUAGGCCUGGAUGACCCAUAUCCCUACCAAACACAGCUAAAGAAGAUGCAGGUCCUUCUGGACAAAAAGGAAGAUACACAUGAUGCAGAGGUUGAGAAAACUUUGGGAACCAGUGUGGCUGCUCUGUAUUCUGUUCCCACUGCCAUCUUCUGUUUCCUCAGGGCCUGUACACCUAUACCAGAAAUAGAUACAGACAAUCCCUUCAGACGUACAGUCCAGUAUGCCAUCUCUCUUGGGGGUGACACUGAUACAAUAGCUAGCAUGGCUGGAGCUAUUGCUGGUGCCUACUACGGUUAUGGCAUUGUUAGCGAGAAUCUGCAGAAACACUGUGAAGCCACGGAACAGUUCAUCGAGUAUGCAGACAAGUUGUACAAGAUCACCGCCUCCAAAUAGUAGCUCAGUUUUGCUGUUUUUUUUCUAUGUAAAUAGACAAAUGUUCUGGAAUGACCUUAUUUCAAAGUGAAUAACACUUUUAACAUUUUUAAAAAAAUGGGAAUGUUUAUCUCACCCUUUUAAAUAU
This is a messenger RNA of Cryptotermes secundus, 1255 nucleotides long. RefSeq names its product ADP-ribose glycohydrolase ARH3. The record is from RefSeq and is a predicted model, not a curated record. The transcript is spliced from 6 exons. Bases 82 to 1128 code for a protein of 348 amino acids. Gene Ontology annotation, cellular component: nucleus; mitochondrion. Lineage: Eukaryota; Metazoa; Arthropoda; Insecta; Blattodea; Kalotermitidae.